CACACACACACACACACACACACAAGACAAGGAAGAAAAAGAAAAAGAAAGCUGCUGGUAGAAGAACACAUAUAUACAAUCAAUUUGGAAAGCCCUAUCGACAGAUAUAUUUUCCUUGCAUCUACUCUUUUUCACGUGUCGGGUUGGAUUAAUUGUUGCAUCGAUUCUCUGUAUCUCCUGUUGCCUUAAGUUUAUUUGUUUUUCCUAGAAAUCUUCUUAAAUUCUGCAAAAGAUGAACUUUAUAUGCAUUUUCUACCUGAAGUAUAGUGUAGAGUUGAUGAGAAAAAUUGGAAGGGGUCCGUAGCUUUUUCUUUGUGUUUCUAACUUCUGAUUUGAGGAUUUAAUACAUUAAAGAUAUCUAUGUAAAAGAAGUGUAAAAGAGUUUCCAGCUGAUUUCAUAUUUGCUAGCUAAAAGGCCUAAUCCUGCUGCACUUCUUCACAGGUUUUGCAUUCAGCAUUUCUCAGCAAACAUAUCUCCAAUAUGGAUCGCACUUCCAUAGGAGUUGAUUCUGCUGUUGACGAACUUGGUAGCCUAGACAUUAAGGCUUGCGUUUCCUGAAAUGCUUCAGCAGGAGUUGAGAUCCCUCACGAUGUUUACCGGCUGCCUCACCAAGUGUGAGGAAGCGGUAAAGACAUCAAUUUGAUCAAUGCGAUUGCUGAUAUUGAAGAUGGUCUUUCUACUCCAAUCACCAAGAAUGGUGGAGAAGAUUUGGAAUUUGUGAGUCAUGAUUUGCUAAACAAAUUUGAGCUACUGGAGCCAAAGAUUACAAACCUUUGUGUUGUCCUGUUGGACUCUUUAAGGUCCAUGUCCUGUCCAAGCGACGAGAUCCUGGAGCUCCUCGAUUGUCUUGUUAGGAAUUUCCAGGAUCUUGCCAACUUGAAAAAUGAUAUUAUUGUCUCUUCCAAGAACCAAAUCAUGGGUAUUAGGAGAAAACUAAGCGUCCUGAGAACCCUUGUUGAUUUCUCUGCAAAAAGAUGUACUGAUCAUCAGAUGCUGGAUUACUUCUUGAAUUAUGUGAAGGAUUUGGUGGACAGUGCAGCAUCUUUAUCUGUUUUGUGCUUGCUGAAAGGGAAAGAUGGAACCAUGGCGGCCCAAGGGUUGGAAACUUUUUUCUCUGAGCAGUUGGAGAAAUGCUUGCCUACCAAUCCAGAGGUUACAGAGAUGUUUAUUGGAGUCCUAAAAGCUUCAAAGUCAUCAAGAUCACACAAAUUUCAAGUCGGUGAAGAUGUUGUCUAUCUUGUCGAUAUUAUACUUAAAGAUUUGGUUGACCCUUCAAAGGGUUACAUUCAAAUCCUUAAAGAGAGGCUGAUAUUCAUGAUAACCUUGUCCAUUUAUUCAGUAGAGGAAGCUGUAAUAGAUGUUGGAGAUGAGUUUUCUUCACAAAUUGAUUCUGACAUUAAUGAGGAACUAUCUCUCAUUUUCUAUCGAUACCUGGACGGAAUAGAAAUGGGUCUUUCUAGUCUCCAAGAAAAGAUUUACAAAGUGAAGAAGGAGAUUAGAAAGCUUUAUGCCCCGUCUCUAAGUUCAUUGAGUUUAAAUUUUCCAAAGACAAAUGGUCUGGCAUUCAUCAAUUUCUUAUUGGAGAAUUUGGAGGAAAUGGUGAAACACAAUCCCAGUAGAAUUGUUUUUGCAAAGCAUCAAGUGAUGAUGGUCCAUGAUGGUCCUCAAAAUUAUCUCAGAGCUGCAGGCAGGGAGAGAAGACCAAGAAGUUUAGAACAUAACUUUGUUUUUUUAAAUAAUCCCGUCCCAACAUUGCAAACCACUUGGAUAGUUUUGAUAUGAUUGUUUGCGACCAAUUUCGGCUAUAACCGUUGAGCUGACCAAAAUGCUCUGCGAAGUAAAAUUCCAUUAGAUCAGGCACAAACUCUUUGUACAUCCACCAUUGAAUGUCACUCCACUAUCUUUAAACAGUAAGAUAAACACAAGGUCCUAGAUUGAUUUAUUCAAAAGAUCCUAUCAAAGGGGAAGCAAGUAUGGUAUGAUCCUAGAGUUUUUUGUUUCGAGAUAAGCCAAUCAUGGACUGCCAGAAAAAGCAAGAAUAAUGCAACAAAAUGAAAAAACACUUGCCUUGACAUUUGGAUAGAAAGAUUCAUUAUGUAACUAUCGCAACCAUGAAAAGACACCUUACUCCGAAGUUGUCCUGCCAUUGAGAUCAAUCUUCUGAAGUACAUUCUGAAAAGCAGCAACUUUUUUGGAGAUUAAAUCUUGCACGGUUGAUGAAUUAAAUAAGUCCAAAGUGAAUCCUUUCCUGAGCAUUUCUUCAACACAAACUGCAGCUUCAUCAUAUCUAUGUUCCUUAAUAAAACGUCGGAAAAUUACAUUGUAGAUUGCCUCAUUGGCCAAACAACCAUUUGCUUCCAUUUGGACAAAGAGCUCUUUAGCUUCAUCUAUCAAACCUUUCAUGCACAGGGUACUGAUGAUUAUGCUAUAUGUUGUAACAUCAGGAUCCAUCACUUUAACAGGCAAACUCUUGUAAAAAUGCUUUGCUACGUCGAGUCUCCCACUUUUACAUAAUCCAUCAAUUAUAAUAUUAUACAUAACGAUAUCUAGCUCUAUUCCAUCCUCUUCCAUCUCCUGCAACAGCUGGAUUGCUUUGUCAACAUGUCCAUUCUUACAAAGACCAUCUAGUAUUACACAAUAGGUGUAAAAAUCAGGUUUGAGGGUGCUGCGUUGCAUCUUGAUAAAUAUUUCUAUUGCAGCAUCGCACUUCCCAGAUUGAAACAAUCCUUUCAACAGAAUAUUGUAAGUAAUGAUAUUCGGAGUUAAUCCUUUAUGCUGAAUGUCUUGAAACAUAUGGAUAGCCUCCUCAAAUUUCAUUUCAUUAAAGUAACCCUGUAACAAAAUAUUGUAUGAGCUAAUGUUAGAAACAAGCCCAUUAGUGACCAUGGCAUCAAAAACUCCUUUUGCCUGAUCUGUUUGGCCAUGCAAACAGUAUCCAUCUAACAAGCUAUUAUACGUGACUGUGGUUGGAGUCUCACCUCUCUGAAGCAUCGUUUCAAAUACAUCAAUUGCAUCUUUCAUCUUUCCUUCCUUUGAUAGUGAAUCAAUUACCAUGUUGUAAGUAUAGACAUCUGGAGCAAUGCCAAAAUCAUUCAUCUCAAUGACCAGUUUUUUUACCUCUGUUCAAUUACCUAAAUUAAGAAAACCUCGGAUCAAGCAACUAUAAGUAAUAACGUUCCAAGCAAUGCCCUUCUCAAUCAUCUCUUGGAAGAGACCAAGAGCUUGGUCCAUCAUCUUAUCCUUGACAAGGGAAUCAAUAAUGAUGCUGUAAUGGAUGACAUCAGGUUUAAUAUCUCUAUUUUCCAUGACUCUAAGGAAUUUAAUAGCUACAUUAGUGUUCCCAGCCUUACACAACCCAUCCAUCACAACCCCAAUCAUCGUCUCAUCUGGUUCACACAAAUUCAAAUUGAUUAUCUUUUCGAAUAGUUCUUGUGCCUGGGAAACCCUGCAUAGUCCAAAUGCUCCCUUUAGUAAAGAGCUAAAGGAAAUGACGUCAGGCACAACCCCACGCUUGAAGAAGGUUCCCAGCAGUGCAAACCCUAAGUCUACUUGACCUUCUUGGCAGUAACAGUGAAUGACCAUAUUCAUGGUGUAGGGUAAUGGCACAUAUUCCGAACGCACAUAUUCUUGUAAAGGGUAAUGGCAAACCAAUGAUUUUUCAUCUUAAUGACACGGGUAAGCAACUGGUUGAAUAGAAUGACAUUAGGUAGAGGCCUCAUUCGCACAAUCUCUUGGUACAAACCACGGGCAUCAUCAAGAUUGUUGAUUUUAUUUAUUUUGAUCCUCAACCAGCCAUACCCAGGUUUAUCACGUCUCAAGCUAGAACUCUUAGAAGUACUAAUUGACAAAGAAGAAUGGAAGCGAAACGGGGAAUUGGGAGAAUGUGAAUAACGUGCAAGAGCUCUAACAUGAGAAGCAGGAUGGGUAUAUAAUGAAGGGAAGAGAAUGGCAGCCACAGUAGACAGAGCAACACCAAAACCAAAAGUUCCUUUUCUCAUUGUAACUAAGCAACUAAGUCGAAAUGAAUUCUUCGUCUGCCGAUGAAAGCUGGGGAUAUGCAGGCAAAUACCGACUAAAAUGACAAUGUAUGGCUAAAUUUCUAAAACUACAGAGCACUCAGAAGUAGUAAGCAAGCAUUUCCUGUGUAAUUAGCAAAGGAAACAAAUAUGAAAUACAUAGGAAUUCAUCGAUGACGAUUGUAAAUAAUAAAAGAAAAAAGAAACUGAAAUUCAGUGAUUCUAUCCUAAUAAUAAUCCCAAAUUACCAAAUCAAAACAUCUAACUUUGCAGCCACAAUAAAUGAAUCGGAAAUGCAUUGUGAACUAAAGACAGAAAGGCGGUUUAAAAAGGAGGGAUAAAACUGACCUGCUGCAGAUAGGUGAAGCAAGAAAAUCGAUGCCUUAUUCAAUUUUGAAUUGGAGUAAGAAAUUAGGGUUUUCUUCUUCUCCCCCAAAUCGAACACAACUAACUGGGGAGACUUUUGAAGUUUGG
Oldenlandia corymbosa var. corymbosa is the source of this 4491-nucleotide messenger RNA. The record is from the annotation of a GenBank genome assembly. NCBI's taxonomy places the organism in Eukaryota, Viridiplantae, Streptophyta, Magnoliopsida, Gentianales, Rubiaceae.